Gigantopelta aegis is the source of this 1298-nucleotide messenger RNA. RefSeq names its product ankyrin repeat domain-containing protein 10-like. NCBI's taxonomy places the organism in Eukaryota, Metazoa, Mollusca, Gastropoda, Neomphalida, Peltospiridae. The record is from RefSeq and is a predicted model, not a curated record. The transcript is spliced from 6 exons. The coding region runs from base 93 to 1187 and encodes 364 amino acids. Gene Ontology annotation, molecular function: protein binding.
UGUGUGAUGGUUGGCGGGGAAAACGGGUUCAAAACUGACCGGUGACAUAAUAAAAAAGGUACUAUGAACGGUAACGUAACAGGUGAAGAAUAAUGGAUAACUCAUCUAACGGACAGUGGUGGAAAAAACAAAGCGAGGACAUUUUGCGAAAGCAAUAUCCCCUGCACUGCGCUGUCCGCGAUGGAAAUGUCGAGGAAAUGCUUUCUUUGUUGAAGACGGGCGAACACGAUUUAUACCAGGAAGACGACUUUUAUGGUUGGACCCCGACACACUGGGCAGCCUAUUUUGGCAAAUUGACAUGUCUAAUGCAUCUGCUUGAAAAUGGUGGAAGCUGUGAUAACGCGACACAUCGAGUGAACCAGACUCCAGCUCAUAUAGCGUCCCUCGCCGGUCACAGCCACUGCCUCAAGUGGCUUUUACACUGCGGAGCGUCCAUGAACCGCCAGGAUUAUCUUGGGGAGACACCUGUACACAAGGCAGCUAGAGUGGGCAGCAUGGAAUGUGUCAGUCUUCUUAUUUCCCAGGGUGCUUCACUGUGUAUGAAGAACCACAGCAGCCAAGUGCCCAGCAUGGUCGCAGCGAUCAGCGGAUUUCACGAAUGUAGUAACUACAUAGAGAAAGCUAUGCAACUUCAGCAGCAGAACCUUUAUACUAUACCGACAAAAACCUGUCUCGCAGAAAACAACAACAUACAGGCGUCUGCCUUUCAUGAAUCACAUCGCAACGAACUGAUGAAUGGCCACGCCAAUAGCAAUGGUCAUUCCGAAAUGAGCGACAUGGAAACGGAAAUGGACAUGACAAGUGCAUGUCCCGAUUCUUUGGGCAAACCCUCCAAUUCUCAUUUGAACGGUUUCAGUUUGCCUAUGGCAAAUGGCGACGUACAUGCGGAUCAAGCGAGGUCAGACUAUCCCUUGGACUACAGAUCUUUGACGGGAACAAAGCGAGGACGUGAUGAUUGCGAAGAUGAGUGUUUCAAAAGGAGGCGUGUUCAUGGUAAUCUGUCCACUGCUGUUGAAGCACCAGUAGAAAAUGCAGACUUUCACAUGCUUAGUUCCAUGGUUAGCCACCACAUACCUCUGUAUGAAUCCCUCGACACCACAGGACCCUUCGGUGAGCACCAUGUACGCUCUAGGCCACCCCACGAACAAUCGGCAAAAUGCACAUUACUGUCGUCUCAUAUGAUUUAAAUGGGAUUCUUAUGCAAAUGGUGUGUCAACAAAUGAAUUGUUACUUCCUACUUUGUCGGCUAGUGCCAUGGAGCACCAAGCGUCACUUCAAAUGCAGCACGGAUAUGACAG